This is a messenger RNA of Pieris rapae (cabbage white), 5957 nucleotides long. RefSeq lists its product as uncharacterized. The transcript has 12 exons. Lineage: Eukaryota; Metazoa; Arthropoda; Insecta; Lepidoptera; Pieridae. Bases 141 to 5609 code for a protein of 1822 amino acids. The record is from RefSeq and is a predicted model, not a curated record.
UCAACUUUCAUUUUAAGCUAUGUUUGUUAAAUGUUUUUAUAUGAGUUCGGGUUAUUUAAUUACGACAUACUAUUUAUUGAAGUGACAUUUUCAAGAUGAAUUAAAUAACGCUGAUGAAAUAGACACGACGUGACGUUAAAAUGACUUCUGAGAGCGAUGUUCUAAAAACAAAUGAAUUUCUUCGUCGUCGAAAAUUGAGACUUCAACAGGUAAGAGAACAAUCAAAAGAUAUUGCAAAGAAAAUACGACAACGUGCUAAAGUUGAAAAGUUACGGCAGACAAUAAAUCUUGAUGCAAAGAAAGAAAAAGAAUAUUUUGAUUUACAAGAAAAAUUUGUGGGAAGAUUAGAACAGUUGCAUUCACGGAGUGUAGAAAAUGUUGGAUCUAGUCAUAGGAAUGCUGCUGAAGCUUUAGUGCAAGAGAAACAAACUAACCAAGAUAUAUCAAAACUACGUGGCAAAGAGGCAGUAGCAGAGCUACGUAAAAGAAAGCAAGAUAAACUAGAUGAACAAAAGAAAAUUCUUGAUAGGAAGUUGCAGGCUAGGGAAGCAGCAAAUGAACUUUUUAGAGACAAACAUGUAUCUGUUGCAAACAAGAUACUAAACUCUAAAUCUAGUGACAAUAUACAGAAACAAUUAGAGGAACCUAUUGUUACUGAAAUAAAUAACAAUCCAGUGGAAAAGGACAAGGCAGAGAGAGAUACAUCUAAAAAUGAUAUGGCUACACAGUGGGAGGUUGAUGAGUUACCUGACGAAUGGGGCUCCAGUGUUCCAACACUGUCUGUUCCAAAAGAUGAUAGGGACUAUAGAAAACAUUUAGAAAACGAAAAAUCUGAGCAUAAAAGAUUGAAUUUAUUUGCAUUAAGUGAUGAAAUGCCAUCUAGUCUCCGAGGUGGUAAUAGCAAUAUGUCUAAUCAAGCAUGCCAACAAAAAUCUUCGGUUAAUAUGGUCUCUGAAUAUUUACAAACUAGAAACUUACGUUUGAGAGAAGAAAAACCUGUCAGUACCAAGAAAUCUGACGAUUUACAGAGUAUCAAACAAACAAUACUAAGGAGUCGAGCCUCAAAAAUUGAUGUUUCAGGCAGGAAUGACAGUUCAAAAACUAAUUCGGCAUUAAAUAAAAAACCAUCAGUGACAAUGUACAAUCACAGCACAAGAGAUACAAGAGAGUCAUAUAAUAAUGAAGCAGCCGUUGUUCGUGAGCAAAACACAAGUGACGAUGCAUAUUUAAAUGCUCUAAAGGAAACAUCUAUUUUAAAUGAAGUUAAAUCCCAAGAGCUUGAGAAGAAGAGAGAGACUUUAAGAAAUAAAGUGGCUGCGACAAGGGAAAAUGUGGAUAAAGAAUACAAAGAUACUCUGUCAUUUUUAAAUUCGUUAUCAAAAGAAAAACCCUCUAGAACAAAUAAUAUCUCUCACAUGGGUUAUGAAAGACUUCAAAUACAAAAGGACAAACGGCAGAAGCAAAUGCAAGAUGAAUUUAGAAAGAUUGAGAAGGAUUCCGUCAAGAAGACCUGUAAGCAUAAAAAUCGUGCAGAUAGAGGUCACUCAAGGUCACCCGAUAGCUUUGAGCGGCCAUUUCAAUAUGACUGGAUGCCAGUCCCGGAAAGCGAUUUCGCCCACACUCUACCGAAUAGAAAUAGCGUUAAAUUCAACGAUGUCGACACAUACCACGAAUACAGAUCGCGAUACAGACACACACCUCCGACAAAACUAAAGAAAAAAGACAAACAAAAUACAUUGGUCGUUGAGGACACGUCAGAAACGGAUAUGUCCGAACGGACGGAUUUUGAUGGACAGUCGGACGGUGAUAGAAUUGUCAUUUAUAAGAUUUUGGAUUCCAAACGCAAGAGGGACGAUAAGAAAGCGAAAGCGAUUAAUAGGAUUUUUAAAUCUGCCAAAGGUGAUAGAUGUGGGAAGGAUGAUGAGGUCCAGGAGAAUACUAAGAAUGCUGAGAGCGCUUUUACGGUGAAGCAUGUGGAAGCUUUGGAGAAUCUGAACGAAGGUAUCUACAAAGUUGGGGAAAAUGGAGCCUUCAAUGUUAUGAGUUGUUACACAAGCAAUGUUGAGAUGUGGAAGACGUGUACAGAAAGAAAAUCUUGGUGGGAUAACAUUACGUCUGCCUAUUUUGAAAAUAAUAGCAAUGUACCGACAGAGCAACAGGGCGGCAGUAAGAAGUCUGUUACGCCAAAUGUUGAACAUCAAGCUCCAAGCACCAGUGCCAAGAAUAGUACGUCUUUAAGAUGCGACCACUCAUGUCCUGGUUGCAAAUGCCGCCAUCAACCAUUGUCUGCGCCACAAUCCACUUGUUCCUUUCAAACGGCCCCCAAUGACGCACCCGAAGGGUUCGUCAAGUUAAUGGAUGGACAGGAACCUGGAAAGUUCUACAUUGGAGCGUCUGGCUUCUUAAAAGACGACAACUACGAAGUUGUGAUUCAAUUGAAGAAGAAAGAAAUGGAAAAGAAAGAAAUUGAAAAAGAAGAAAAGAAUUCCAAAUCCCAAGAAGCAGAAGAUGUUAUUAAAGAUUUGACAAAACCCGAUUCUAUUGAUUCUGAAGAAACGAAGACUUUGUCAAAAGAUACCGAAGCACCAUUCACAGUUAAUGUGAGGGAGAGUGCAGCACAGACUUCAGUUGACCAAGGUGUCUCCGUGGAUGUGACUCAAGAGCUGGAACAAGUUAAACCUAAAAACGUGGAAGACAAGAAUGUUAAUACAACAUUCCGAGAUUCCUUUGCGAUUCCCGAUGAUGUCCCGAAGAGUGAACCCGUUAGGCCAGCCACCUCCACCUAUACCCAGACAUCGUUCAGUUCACCCAAUUCCAGACCGGUUUUCAUGCAUAUGACGUCAUCUACGUCCACGGCAUAUAUGAGUCCCCCCGACUUUAUCGUUCCACAGGUCUUGAGACAUCGCAUUCCAGAUGUUCACAUUGAAAGACUGUGCUCCCAUUCUUCCAGAGCACGGAGAUGUAGACACAUCAGCAGCACCACCGAGACUCCGCCGAAUACGGCACGAAAUGAUGAGACAAAUGAAAAGAUACACAAAGUUUGCCACAAAAAUCGCAGACACAAAAGUGUGUCUUUACACAGAGGCUCGUCAAAGUCCACACAUGGAACGCAUUCGACGAAAACUGUGCCCAAAUUGCGAAUAUCGGAUGACAAAAUUAAUCCCGUGGUGAAGAAAUAUGUGAACAAAUUAUUAGCUCUUAAUAAAGAGGGGAAGAAAGCGAUCCAAGUAAUCAAUCAGGAUUGCAGCUCUGUCAAUACGCCGAGUAGUUCUAUCGUCAAUGCGCCUCACAAUAUGGAAAUGGACGCUUCGUUGGAUAACAAAAUCUCUUUGGAACAAAUAAAAAUCAUGCUCGAACAACAGAUAGUCGACGAAUACGCGAAACGCGCGAAUAAAGAUCGACUCUCCGACUCAACACACAAUAGGAGCUCGCAAAAACUGCCAAAAAGAAAACAAGUGCACAAAGUGAAGUCCCUAAACAUAUCGAGGCAUUUAUUCAAAAAUAAACAGACAAAUGAUUCGCAUCAUCAUAUAAACUUCAAUUCGAAGCAGUCCUCUUCAUCGACGUAUGACCGUUUGACGCAGAAUAACGGCGAAUUAUUGGCCAAAUCGGAAAGAAAAGAAAAGAGUAGAAAGAUAAUUCCACCCCCCAAACAGAACCCCUCGAAGACCGAACUGACUUCUACUGAAAACAUACAGCCGAAACGACACCCGCGCCUGACCCCUUGCUCCUCAAAUCACACAAAAAGUGAUGAUUACACUCUUUACCGACAUCGUCCUGCUUCAAUGUCCUCGGAUUCCGAAAAAAGAGACGUUCACACGGCAUCUUCACACGUUCCUCCCACAGACUCCAAUCACACCAGUGGGAUCGAAAGCGAAAUUAAUUUUAUAAAAGCUGCCGAGAAUAAGCUUCAAAAUAUGGAUAAAAUCGCUGACCUCACCGAGAAAUGUAUGAAUCGGUUGUCUAACCUGGCCAAGGUACUGGAAGAAGUGAGAAAGAACAAGUCAAUGGUGUACAGUCAUAUUUCUACCUCGGAUACUGCGUCAGACUCUGAGUCAAAACAGAAAAUCCCAGAUGGUCGAAAAGUUUGUAUGACCGAGGAAAGAAACGAUAAUCUUCUCGAUGCCCGUUCUCAAGAAAACGCAUGCGAAUAUAUUCCUCUACUUCAAGACAUACCUAAACCGCUGACACCUUCCACUCUAUCUCUUUCUACUAUCAGCGAAAAGUCUAACGCUCCGUCUUCUACAAGUGAUCAGACCAAGCACAAGGCGAGGCCUCCGCCUGCUCUAUCCAGGAUUAAUCUAAAGACCACACCGGAUAAUUUCGUGAUACCACACGAACUCUCCACAGUUAUGGAAGUCGAUUCCCCAAUGAGCGUCAAAUUAAAGAAUCAAUCAUCGCGCCAGAACUUGUAUCGGGAAUCUCAAGAACCAACCGUUAGUGACGAUCGUGUUCCAGAAGAUAUGCAAUUGGAGCAGAAUAAACUUGUGAAACAAGAAAAUUCAUCUAAAACUCGAUCGAAAACUCCCUCUCUUACCUCUGAUGAUACAAAGAUGGAAAUGAUGGAUAUGAAAAUAUUUAAUGAUAUUAUGCUCAAGCCAUUUGUGAGUUUGCAAGAGUACGCAAAACAAUGCAGCGUUCCUAUCGAAGACGCUUCUAAUAUGGAGGAUCUGCCCAAAAACGAGCAAGGGGGCGGCGAAAUCAGCUCAUUACAUUCCGAUGGCAGCCUUCCUGAUGUAAUUUCAGAGUUAUUGAAGAGAAAACUAAUUAGUGAGCCGUUCAAAUUCGAUACGGCGACGGCAUCACACCUCACCACCAGCCAGUCAUCGGAGUCUUCUCUAUCACUCUUGGCCUUAUCUAACAUGUACAAAGCAAAAAGAAGAUCGAGCAAGCGCAACGCAAACAAAGAGAAUCUUACGGAGACUUCGGAAACGCUAAGUCUAUCCUCAAAUCCAGAUUUGGAAAAUGCCUUUCAGAAACUCGGUAUGGGCUGGGCUUCUUCUACUUUGAAGAAGACAAAAGAGAGGUUGGCGUUGUCGUCUUCUUCGAACACAUCCAGUUCCAGCUAUAGUCAGUUGAAAUUUAAAAGCUUUAAUAAGGAUCCUCCUACUUUAGCCACCGAUUCUUCUCUAUCUGAUACAAAUAGAUCUAAAAAUGUCGGUGACAGUGCAAAAAAUGCAGUACAGCAAACCUCAGUCACCAAUUCAAUGAUUGUCAAAGAGUUUCUCACAAACGAACUGGCUAAAAAAAUAACUUUUACAAAUCAAUCGAGUAGAAAUGCUGACGAAUUUGUGUCCUUGUAUGAAACAAAAAUGCCGGAGGAAAUUAGGGACACGCCAGAGAAGAGUAGAGAAGAUGAUCAGUCUGUCGCGAGCCAAACGAAUAGGGCGAGAACUUCCACCCCGGUGCAAAUUUUCAAAUCUACCACAUAUCACACGACUUCCAGUUCCAACAAUUCCAAUGGAUUAUUUAGCAAUGCUGAAGAACUGUCUUCGGUGAAAGUGACCUCUACCUCCAUACGGAAUCAUUCCACUUCUGAUAAAGAUGAUUUAACCAUUCCAAAUUGCAGCCUCAAAAGAAAAGGCUCUGAUAAUAGCAAAAGCGCGUGACCAUUUUUUUUAUACUUAUUUUGUUAUUUAUAUUUUUUUAUACAUUCCUACUUGUCUUAAAAACUUUGUUAAUGUUUUGUUUUGACUAUAUGUAUAUAAUAUGGAGAUAAAGAUUUAAUAAUAUUGAGUAAUAAAUUCAACAUGUACUUAAUUAACGUUUUUAUUUGCAAAGUCUAAUUGCAUCUUAGAUUCCUUAACCACAAUCUAAAGAAGUACUUGACAAACUGCAUUCAGUAGUUCAACUAAAACUGUUCUUAUUUUCUCAAAAUCUUUUUUGCAAUCGGAAACUUAUUUGUCUAAGGGUCUAUUUCACAAUGUAUGGAUAAAGUACCAAAUAGCUAUGCAAUA